UCAGUCAAUCUGUGUAAGAAUGUCCUAUAAUAUUUAUUUAUUUAUUUACUUAUAAGUAUUACCUAUAGGUAGAUACGAAGAUACUCGAAAAUACCUAUAGGGUGCCUGAGGUUUUCAGUGGAUAGUGUAGUCAGUAGUGGAACAACUUGUACCUGUAGAGAUUGCCCUACACUAUUAUUUAAUUUUUUUGUUUACAAUUUUUAGAAGUUUCACAACUUCCAAACUCAUUAACCUGUUUUACUUAUAGGUGUUUAAAAAUUGUCCCUACUCUUAUUACUGAUAUAAAAUGAAAGCUUCCGUUACAUUUGAAGUGGAUAUAACCGGGCGGUAACUUAAUCCCAGGCUGUUCAGAUGAAAGUGCCGCGCAUCUAAUUACCCGAGCGAGGAUUAAGUAGAUUGGCCAUUGAAAUGCCAUCGAGAUAUGAAAUCGCUUACACGCAUUAAUGCACAAUAUUAAUAAAUUUUCAAAUAUCGAGUACGUAGGUACAGAUGUAGUGUGAAAUACUUUUCUUUCGUAGGUUCACGGAAACUCACUCAUACUAUUUCAAUCAGUCUCAGUACACGAAGUACUAAUGUUGACCGAACUAAAAUAUCGUCGCUACUUUAAAAAAAAACUUGUAUCUUCGUCUGUCAAUGAAAAAAAAUUGUAGUAAGUAUGUAUGGGAUGCAUAUAGACUUACUGCGUUUUAACUUUGAGAAGCAGCGUGAGAUACGAGAUUUUUUAAAAGUAGUGACGAUAUAGUACAUUGUGUAUUAAGAGCAGAAAGAGAAGGAUAAAGAACGAGAAGCCGGUUAAUAACUCAAGUUUGUAAUCCUUCAGAUGGAUGAAUUACAUAAUGUUUUUCAUCACACUCGCAAAGUAAUAACCAAGUUUUAAAGUUAAACUAAAUGUUUUGAAAUACCUACGUACAAUAAUAAAUUUCGAACAUUCGUCCGCCAUCUUGUAAUUUUUGACAGGUCGUGGAAGGCCACACCCACUCUACCAUUCACUUUACCACCUUAGGGCGGUAAAAUAGCUCAUUGCGGCUCAGCCACGACAUUGGUCUAAGCGCGACAGCGGUGAGCGGCGGCCAUACAUUGAAGCGAGACACAGCGAUGGGACUAUUCAUUCGCACGUAUGGCUGCCGCUCACCGCUGUCGCGCUUAGACCAGUGUCGUGGCUGGGCCGUUAGAGUCAUUAGGUAUCAGUGUGGAGCCAUGUAAUAACACAAAUUACGAGCGAGUGUGAUGAAAAUAAUGUUUCGUAUGGCAGCCGUGAGGUGGCACCUCUCGACGCUGCUGGUGACACUGGUCCUGGUCUGUGGCGUGGCGGAGCACUCCUUCCGGCAGAACCGACGCCCGUUGGCGGUGGAACCGUAUAUUACAGACGAGGAAUACAUCCGCCACAUCCACUCCAUGAUCGACGCAUACCGAGGCGACAUCGGCGGGCGGCUCAUCAUCGAGACCAACGCGCUCAUCGACACCAAGUACCGCACGUGGAAGCGCAAUGCCGACAUGAUCAACUCUCUCCUGGCUCUCCCGAAGGGCCUCAACGAUGCCGGCCGCUGAACCCUUCUCAACUACCUCGCACUGCCUUCACUUUUAUUUUAAAUACAAGCAAACGUGAUUGUCAUUUGAUUUGAAUAUUUUAUUUCAAGGGUACUUCUCGUUUG
Leguminivora glycinivorella is the source of this 1652-nucleotide messenger RNA. RefSeq lists its product as uncharacterized. The record is from RefSeq and is a predicted model, not a curated record. The transcript has 3 exons. Bases 1228 to 1548 code for a protein of 106 amino acids. Gene Ontology annotation, molecular function: hormone activity. Gene Ontology annotation, biological process: response to light stimulus. Lineage: Eukaryota; Metazoa; Arthropoda; Insecta; Lepidoptera; Tortricidae. Gene Ontology annotation, cellular component: extracellular region.